Molecule: messenger RNA, 2556 nt
Organism: Aspergillus ochraceoroseus IBT 24754
Lineage: Eukaryota; Fungi; Ascomycota; Eurotiomycetes; Eurotiales; Aspergillaceae
Exons: 3
Coding region: 1-2556 (851 amino acids)
Biological process (GO): actin cytoskeleton organization
Molecular function (GO): small GTPase binding; actin binding
Source: RefSeq, a predicted model, not a curated record
AUGGCUCCCAGCACUCAGGCGACCCAGAUUUUCGAUGAUGCAUCUCACUCCCCGACAAAGUCCGUGUUUCGAUCACUUCUAUCGUCCAAGGGCCAUAAGCGUAACCAGUCCGCGGACGGUGCCGUUUACUCGAAGGGUUCCCACCAGGCCCAACCCCCUACUGACUCAUUUGUUUCUCCCGUGGAUCAGGCUUACGCUGCCUUGACUCAACAACCCCUCAGUGAGAUUGUUCCUAAUCGGGAUUCUUGCGAGAAUGGGGCAUUCUACCCUGGGUCGCCUGGGAAGCGGGAAAAGGGCGGGUUACACAAGAAGACUAAAAGUGCAGUUUCCUUGAAGUCUCUCAGAACUUACAUGGAACGCAAGGACAGCAAACCGGAGGACGCACCGGAGGACGCCAACAACAAACCCAAAAAGGCAAAGUCGGCCAAUAGUCUGUCCGCAAUCCUGAAACGUUCGCAGCGAGGAAGGAAGUCAGAGGAGUCUAAGAGUGCUGGGGACAAAGAGAACAGAAGCCCGUCUGAUCUUGCUGACCACAUGCGCUCCCCCGUUUGGGGUCCUGAUGCACCUCAGUCGUUCUGCGAUGAACCUUCCCCAGCAUAUAGCCACCAAAGGAGGAGAACCUUGCAAGAAGAAGUCUCACUUUACACUCCUAAGGGGUACGGACCGUCUCAACAGCGCAACUUCUACGAUUACCAUCAGCCGUCCCUCUCGAACUGUACCAACCCUAAGCCUCGUCCCAAGUCUGACUACUUCGCGGGAAAUAACAAGGUGAAGGACUUGCUUGUACCAUUCCAGGGUAUGUCCUUGAGUAAGCAGUCUUUAGUGGAUCAGCCAGAAUCCGCGUCGGUGAAGACGCAUGGUCGCUCCCGUGGACUGUCUGGCUCUGGGUCUCGUGCAGAAAUAGAACCGGAACCGCAGCAAAGUCCAAAGCGAACUUCUCGUGUGCAGGCAGCCAUUUCCGCCUUCAAUGCAAGGGAAAAAGAAGUAGAGUUGCAGAAGCGCCUCAACGCCAAAGACCUUGAAAGUGAAUUUGAGAAGCUUCUGGAUGCAAGAAAUAUCCCCCACAAUAUGAGAGAUAAGAUGAGGUCUUUGGACACGAACAUUAAGGCUGACUUCAUUCAAAAAGACAAGAUUGAGAAUGCGACCCCGCAUAGCGCAGGUGCAGGCGCAUUCCCCGAUGGAAGCAGUCGACGGGGCCGGGGGAAGGAAAAGAAAGAGGACCGCAAUAGCCAUGAUCAUAAAGGUUCCCGAUCACGCUCAAGAAGUCGGGGAUUUACAUUCUCCAAGGGGAGUUCGUCCCCCAGCAAGAAGCCGCGCCCAGAAAGCGGUGGCUCUCACCAACGACCCAAAUCGGCAGAUUUCAGUGCUCCAAACGGAUUGUCGAGAAUUUCGACUCCUGCGACUUCUACGACCUCUCUUGCGGCGACAGCAUGUCACGACACGGCCACUGACCCGUCAGACUUUGUGCACUACCUCAAGGAGAUCCAGAAACCUGAAAUGAUCGAGGUUGGUAAGAUACAUAAGCUUCGACUCCUGCUUCGAAAUGAAACCGUCAGCUGGGUUGAUGGUUUCAUUGCGGAGGGUGGCAUGGAUGAGAUUGUGCAAUUGCUCUACCGGAUUAUGAACGUCGAAUGGAGGGAAGAGCACGAAGACAAUCUGCUCCACGAGACAUUGUUGUGCCUGAAGGCUCUUUGCACGACGUCCGUUGCACUGCAGCGUUUGACGGAUAUGGAAGCCAAAUUAUUUCCAGCCCUACUAAACAUGCUAUUUGACAAAGAAAAGAAAGGCCCAAGCGAGUUUACUACUCGUGGCAUCAUCAUCAACCUCCUAUUCACCCAGCUUUCCAUGGCAUCUUCCUCGCAGGAUGCGGCCUCUCGUGCUACUCGGAUUUUGUCUUACCUACGAGACCCGGCUGAGGAAAACCAACCUCUUUCCUUCAUUGCAAACAUAUACCAAUCACGCCCGUAUCGGGUCUGGUGCAAAGAAGUCUCGAAUGUGACCAAGGAAGUAUUUUGGAUCUUUCUGCACCAUCUGAACGUGAUCCCAGUGGUGAAAUCUGACCAAUCCUCGCUUCGGAAUUAUCGAGAACGUCACUUUCCUGUUCCCAGGCCUCCGGUUCCUGCUGCUCCUUAUGUGGGCGGAGUCGAAUGGGAUGCCACAAAUUAUCUUGCUGCACACUUGGAUCUUCUCAAUGGUCUGGUUGCCUCUCUACCAACCGGGGAUGAACGGAACCAGCUCCGUUCGGAGCUUCGGGCGUCGGGUUUCGAAAAGGUGAUGGGGGGCAGCUUGAGAACUUGUAAGGAGAAGUUUUAUUCUUCCGUGCACGACUGUCUGAGGACCUGGAUUUCCGCCGCUGUGGAAGACGAGUGGCCCUAUAUGUUGGUUCGCGAGGGCCCACCUAGACCCGACCCUGCAUCGCCUCCCAAGUCACCCAUUAAACCGGCUGGCGGGAGCCCUAAAAAAAGUGCUCUGGAUGAUAAGCCUCCUAGACUUGACCUGGUCCUGGAUGUCCCUAUCAGUAACCAGUCAUUGCAGCAGAAUGACGGGUGGCUGUGA